Molecule: messenger RNA, 3878 nt
Organism: Biomphalaria glabrata
Lineage: Eukaryota; Metazoa; Mollusca; Gastropoda; Planorbidae
Exons: 4
Coding region: 351-1925 (524 amino acids)
Source: RefSeq, a predicted model, not a curated record
AUUUUUAUUCUUAAGAUUCCGUGAGGAGAAAUAUAUUCAAGACUCUAAGUUUAUAGAUCUAGUUGUACAGCCAUAGACAUAUGUACAGCAUUCUCAACAUUUCUCAGGCAACUUUUUGCUAAUACACCGUUAUAUUAUUGUUGACAACGGCAAAAGCAUCAAUAAUGGCGGCUCACGUUGUAUUUUCUUUCCUUUUUUAGCCAUGGGGAAAGAAGAAAGAGACAAAUGACGUUCUUUUGUUCACCAAAUGAAAAUUACCGGAUUUGCUCAUAAAGUCUUUCAAAGUUUUCUUCAAUGUUGUGAUUAAACAUCAAUUGUAUAAAACAAACAUCUACAUAAGCUCUCCAGUGAUGGAAAGAAACACUAACAAUUAUAAGACAAUGAAGAUACCAAGUGAACUAAGUGAUACAGAUGAAAAUCAUGCUCAAUAUGAAGGCAAGAAUAAUGAAAUUGAAGAACGUAGAGCUUCAUCAAAUGCGGAUUUUCCCAUCAAUGCUGUAAAUAGUCAGAUAAAGCACACAAAAAGGGAUGUAGAAGUUUCAAGAUCACUCAUUGAUUCAGAUGAUGAUCAGGUAAAUGAAAGUCAUGGGGAUGAAAGUAUUGUUUCAGAAUUAUCUGAUCCACAAGACCAGGAGGUCAUACAAAUACAAAAACCUUCUGAUGAUUUACAAACAUUCAAAGAAGCUGAGUCGUCAAGUGAUGAGGAUGAAACAAAUGACCAAAUUCAGCAAGUCAGUGUUGAACCUAGGACUGUCAAUGAAACCAUUACAGAACUAGUUUCUGAUGAGGCUCAAUCCAUGCUAAAUGAGACAAUUAAAAGUGACGAGGAAUAUACGAAUUAUUAUGCACACAACUUACGGCCAUUGACUAGCAGUACAGUCCAGGAUCUGCCAGGAGGAUUGAGAGCAAAACCAAACACACCAGCAAGCCAAAAUAUUUUUAUCAAACAAGACUUUAGAAGUGGAUUGUCUAGCCAAGCGUCGGACAGAUUAACUCAAAGUAUGAGUACCGUGAGGUCCUCCCAGUCAUCAGGGGCGUAUAACUGGGAGGAAGACAUCUUUACCAGCCACGAGCUUCGUUUUGGAGUUCAGACACCUCAUUAUUUUUACGUCAAUCAGAACAAACCAUCACCAAUGCCGCCAUUACCGGUUUGGCGAGGUUACAGAGGUAAUGUCUACUUUGAGCCAAUCUCCAUCACCAAGUUGAACUAUACACCACCACAGUCUGCCAAGGAAGAGAGGAGCCCCCAGCCGUCCAGCAAGCCCUAUCGUCUGAUUCACUCUUCCAAUCAAGUGUACAUCCUUGACAAGCAAGCCGUGUUUAGCUCCAUUAACAGCCGCAGCCGUGAUGAGUUUAAGUUCAUAGAGGGCGUACGGUCCACGGGGAGUCUGGCAGUUCGACCUGCCAGCGCCCUUCCACAGCCUCGUAAUUCCAGAGCUUCUAGCAGCAGAUCUGUGUCCAAUGUUAAACAGAAGAUUCGCAAGGGGAGUAACUAUCACUCCAGCAAGCCUUCAACAAACAGAGUUGGUGCCCAUAGCGCGCCGUUACAAAGUAAACAGUUUUAUUUGGGAUCAUCAAAGUCCAAUAACUCUGCUACAACUUUGUCUAACACUGCAGACCCAAAACUUGUUGUGAAUGGAGGCAAAUUAACUUCCAGAACCUAUGUCUACCCCACUGCCAGAAGUCCUACAGUUCUCUCUUUCAGUACACAGAAAGCUAGGGUAAAUACCCCAGACCUAGGUGGAGGAUUUGAAAAACUUCCAACACUAGAGAGAGUAUCGUCUGUUGACCUUGACAUACAGGAAGAAGAUAACUCAUUCAGAAGUGAGAUUCAAUCUAGGGCUUCAAACUAUUCGGAAGAAAAUCGUCAAACACCAACACAUUACACCCCAAAAGUGAACGUUCGCCAUUUAAGUUUAAAAUAAUCUUUUUUUUUUGUUUGUUAGUUUCAUUUGUUAUUAAAACAAUUUUUGUGUGGACUAGAUUUACUAUUUAUACAACUAGCAAAAUAUCGUUUUUUAUAAUGUUCAUGUUUACAUGAUAAAAUGUUGAUUAAUAUUGUUUACCUUAUCUGAUGUUUGUAUUAAUUGUUUGCAUUUAAUUAAAAGAGACAUUUUAUUAGAUGUGUUCUAUCUGUUGUUGUAUUGUUUCAGGAAUACAUUUCAGAAGAAUUGGUCACACAUUUAUCUGAUACUUGUAUAUUUUUUAAAUUAUUUUUUACAUAUUGUUAUCAUGCAAAUAAACAGUUUAGAUCAACUUUUAUUUAGCAAGUAUUUUGAAAAAAAAAAGGAACAUUUUGUGUUCUAUAAUCGUAUAUUACUGUUACCCUUUUCAGACCUUGCAAUUAGUAAGGUCAAUGAUGUACAGGUCAUCUGUUUCUAUGUUAACAGCUAAUGUCAAGCACCCAUUACAGUUGGUUUGACUUAUGGGUGUCGUAAAAAUCCGCAAAUUCAUUGCCAAAGUCUUUAAUGAUAUUCCAAGCCAUGACUCCUCGGAUCAGGAGAUUACCACUUUACAACUCAGUCCCAAAACGAGUUUUUUAAAAUAUGGAAGAAUUCAAUUAAAAGAGAUUUAGGUGUAUCUAAAACUGCAUUAAAAAACACAAAUUGCUUUUUUGUUCUACUAAGUAAUUAUUAAGUUUAUAUUGAAGUUGCGUAGCUAGGGUAUUUGAUGCCCUGUGCGGCAGUUCCUCAUGAUUCCCUCCAAAAAAAAACAAAGUCUUAAAUAAACGAAAAUGUUCUAAUUUCAAAAUAAAGUGUAUUCGUUAUUUAAGCAUCACUAUUUCUCAAAGAAUUAAUUUUACAAAAAAUAUAAAACAGGUGAAUCUUACGUACUUUCUCGCCAGCAAACUAUCCCAUAAUUUUAUCCAAAUCAUUUUUUCCACUAGGUCUAGUUCCUAAGACAAAAUUGUUAUAAAUUCAUCAUUGUUGAUUGUAAGUAUUUCUUCAUCAAAGUAAGUCUGGAAAAACUUCACUUGCAUGUAGCCAUAUUAGAAUCACGAUGGCAAUAUUCGGGGACUGACAUUUUUUAAAAAUAUAAAACUCCAAAGCUCAAUAGAUUCUUGUUUUAAAAGCUCGAAGACUUCUGGAGAAACUCAGACAAUUACUUGGAGCUCCCAGACAAAAUUUGUUUUUGUCUAUGUCGCUGGGAGAACCAUUGAAAUUGAUUUCUGAGGAAAGGCGGGCUUAAAUUCAUAUUUACCAUGAUGUUGUUCUUAUAGGGUUAUUAUUUGAUGAACAAUACUGGGGUUAUUAUUUGAUGAACAAUACUGGGGUUAUUAUUUGAUGAACAAUACUAGGGUUAUUAUUUGAUGAACAAUACUGGGGUUAUUAUUUGAUGAACAAUACUGGGGUUAUUUAUUGAUGAACAAUACUGGGGUUAUUAUUUGGUGAACAAUACUGGGGUUAUUAUUUGAUGAACAAUACUGUCUAAGGAAGGAAUUUUUUAUCAGUAUCUCUUUCUUGUGUGUCGAUAGAAAAUCUAUCUUCAUCUUUUUUUCGCCGGCAAUUUUUUCUUGUGGCCAAUAGGUCUUUGAGAUUCUGCAGGACAAUGUACAAUAAAAUUAUGAUCCAGAUUUUAGAUGUUAGUUGUACUGUGGAUAGUAAUGGAGAAAUUUAUUUUUCUUUAUUAUCCCCGUAAAAGUUAUGUUUCGUUUUAGUGAGCACUUAUAUUACAAUAAGUUGGUUUUUAUUUUGGUGGGACAUUUACGCAUUCUGUCUCAUAGGAAUGGAUCGUACUUGGAUUGUAAAUUGUAAAAGUGCUUUGCCUUCAGAGAUUUUAAACAAAUCUGGUGGUAAAAUUUGAUUUAAGCUGGUCUACAGCUCAUAGUUAAUUUAAUGUAAAAACGAAUAUAGGACAUAACUAAUUAUCAAAACAAA